Molecule: messenger RNA, 2718 nt
Organism: Diachasma alloeum
Lineage: Eukaryota; Metazoa; Arthropoda; Insecta; Hymenoptera; Braconidae
Product: dystrobrevin beta
Exons: 15
Coding region: 114-2387 (757 amino acids)
Biological process (GO): synaptic signaling
Cellular component (GO): plasma membrane; synapse
Molecular function (GO): zinc ion binding
Source: RefSeq, a predicted model, not a curated record
CGCGGGGCCAAAGAUGCGCGACCCGCCGAGGCUCCCGUCGCCUUGUUUAUCGUGAAUAAUCGUUAUCAAGUGUGACUAUUACAAUUUCCAGAUCACUACAAAAGUAAAUAAAAAUGGCGGAGGACAGAGCUGUCAGUUCAGGCAGCAGUAGCAGUGGUGAGGCUAGCAGGCUCCAGUUACUCCAAGAGAUGCGUCAGCAGAAUUUUGAUAGUAUCAGAUUUGCAUCGUACAGAACUGCGUGCAAACUGAGAUUUAUACAGAAAAAAGUUCACCUGCACAACGUUGAUAUAUGGAACGUGAUUGAGGCAUUCAGGGAAAAUGGUCUCAACACACUGGAGCCGUCAAGCACACUCGGUGUAUCGCGACUCGAAACUUUACUGUCUUCCCUAUUUCACGCUCUUAAUAAAAGGGUACCUGUGUCACAACAGUGUAAAGUUGAUUCUAUAACUGCAUUGCUCCUGAAUUGGCUUCUCGCUGCUUAUACUAGCGGAGAAAACAAUAAAAUCACUGUUUUUUCGGUUAAAGUUGCUCUCGCAACUAUCUGUGCUGGCAAGUUGAUGGACAAAUUUCGAUAUAUUUAUUCUCAAAUAUCGGACAGCAAUGGUCACAUGAUCCACUGGAGGUUUUCGGAAUAUCUGAAAGAAGUUUUAUCCCUAACGGCCGCUGUCUACGAAACGCCGUCCUUCCCGUACUCCGAGGGGCUAGCUGCCACGAUAUUCCCACCGAAUUCCAAAGUUACUGUUAACGAUUUCCUCGACACGCUAUUAUCGGAUCCCGGGCCUCACUGUCUCAUUUGGCUGCCACUUUAUCAUAGAAUGGCUGCUGUUGAGUCUGUAACCCAUCCAAUAGUGUGUGACGCCUGUCACAAGGACAAUUUCACUGGUUUUCGUUAUCGUUGCCAAAAGUGUCACUCGUAUCAACUGUGCCAGGACUGCUUUUGGCGUGGAAAAGUAUCCGGUGGGCAUAAUAAUGAUCACGAGACUAGGGAGUACAGUAGUUUCAAAUCCCCAUCUAAACAAAUCGGUCACUCCCUCCGCAAAAGCUUCAGAUGCGUCCCAGAGAAGGGAAAAAAUAGUCUUCCAAGAUUCCCCGAGCAGCCCGAGAAAACGCUGGAUCUGUCCCACAUAGUACCCCCGUCGCCCCUGCCAUCGCACAACGGCUUUCCGGAUCCCGGUUUUAUGGCGCCAUUCGACGCUGGUUCAAUGGACAGCCGUUCAACACUGAAGAGCCUCGAUAGCUCCAGAGUUGAUGACGAACACAAAUUAAUCGCCAGAUAUGCACAGAGACUGGCACAAGAGGCAAGAACAGUGCCUCGUGCGUCCUCGAGAAUGUCCCAGGCCGACCAAUCGCAGGGGAGAGUGCCGUCAGACGCAAACUUGGCUUCACUGGACACAUCACGAGCUCAACGUGAACUCAUUUCGCAGCUUGAGGCUAAGAACAAGGAAAUCAUGAGGGAGAUUGCAAGGUUAAGGAGGCAACAGGAGAUGGAGGCAGCCGAGAUUCAGGACCCGGCGCUACUGUCAGAGCUCAGGGCUUUGAGGAUGAGGAAGGACGAACUUGAAACGCAUCUGACAACUUUGCAGGACUCUAGGAGACAACUCAUGGCACAACUCGAGGGAUUAAUGAAGACUUUGAAGAGUCAAGCAUCACCCCGCUCAACUCCCAACAGUUCACCCCGGAGUACAAAAUCCCCUCCGCUACCACCGGGUGGACUACCAAACAGUAGAUCAGCACCACCAACCCCAGGUGGUCCUCUGUCAACCCCUCAACACCAGCAUGGCUCCCAAAAUAUUCAACAACAGCAGCAACAGCAGCAGCAACAACAACAGCAGCAGCAGCAGCAACAGCAAAAUCAACAACAAAUGUCCCAAAAUUAUCAGAGCCCAGUGCUAGGUAGCAGUAUGCAGGGGAACGCGAUGCUCGGAACACUACAGAAUCCCAUACCCGAUAGUCUCUCGUGCGUUGGAGGCGAUGUCAGGUCUGCGUUCAGGACAAACAGUCUACCUGGGAGUGGAUCAAGCAGUGCCAACAAUAGCUUGGGAAGAUCUCUGAGAAAUGAUCUACUUGUUGCUGCUGACAGUGUCACCAAUGCCAUGUCAACACUCGUGAGAGAGCUUAAUUCAGACUUCGAAGCCGGUGAAGAUGGUGACGACUCGAGCGGAGGUGGAAAUUCAUGGCGAGAGGAGCUACAACGGCGAUACCAACAGGACAGUGAUUUCCUAGCCGAAUUGCGAGCGAGAAAUUCAAGUGUCUCACAGACCCCAUCAGCAACGCCAUCGAGCGAACAGGAGCAAGAGCGAGGGGAGCGAGAGGAGGCUGAGGGGGAGAAGGAGACUGACGCCGAGGCUGAGUGGGCAGAGGCUGUUAAAAGAUGGGUCAAUCGAUAAGGCGAUUGUAAAAAUCCAAAUUUCAAAAAUUAAUUGAAAGAAAAAUAACAACGACAUUCGUUCAGUUUCUUUGGACCUUUCGCGUGAUGAAAAAUCUUCCGAGGAUUUUUUUUUCGACUAAUGGAUAUUGAUAUACGUAUUACAAAGUGGCUAACACUUUUUUCGAGUAUUAUAUUGAGGAAUUUAUGAGGAUAAAUAAUGAAUUUAAGGAUAUCCAAGUAUCUUUCGCAGUCUGGUAAAGAUCUCACUAUAAAGUCCACCGCUUUCAAUCAUGAAAUUUGUCAAUUAAAUUGCGUAAGAAAAAUUUCAAAAAAAGUUGAAUAGAAUAGAA